AUGGGCAGCCAGAACGGCACCGACGAGGUCUACUUCGUUCUCCUCGGGCUCUCCCGGUACCCGCGGGCCCAGGCCAUCUUCUGCUGCCUGCUCUUCCUGUCCUACAUCGUCACCCUUCUGGGGAACAGCCUCAUCCUGCUCCUGAUCUGCUACGCCCCCCGGCUUCACACACCCAUGUACUUCUUCCUCAGCAACCUGUCCUUCCUGGACAUGUGCUACACCACGUCCAGCGUGCCCCAGAUCCUCCUCAAUUGUCUGGCGGCCACCCCUGUCAUCUCGCGGGGACAGUGCGUGGCCCAGAUGGCCACGGGACUGUAUCUGGGUGUUGUGGAGUGUCUCCUGCUGGCCGCCAUGGCCUAUGACCGCUGUGUGGCCAUUGUUGACCCGCUGCGCUAUGCCACGCGCAUGGGGCCCCGGCUCUGCGGCCUGCUGGCUGGGACCUCAUGGGCUACGGCGUUCCUGUUGACCGUGGUCCCCGUGCUGACCAUGCCCUUGGAGUUCUGUGGUCGCCAGGACAUCAAUCACUUCUCGUGUGAGCUUCUGGCUCUGCUCAAGCUGGCCUGCUCUGACCUGCACGUCUAUAAAUCUCUCAUGGUGGGCACCAGUGCCCUGACCCUGCUGGCUCCUUUUGCCUUCAUUGUGGCCUCCUAUGGAAGGAUCCUGGUGGCCGUGCUGCGGAUGCGGUCCACUGAGGGACACAGCAAGGCCUUUUCCACGUGUGGGUCUCACCUCACGGUGGUGGCCCUCUUCUACGGCACGGCCAUCUCCAUGUAUAUGAUGCCUCAGGACAAGAUCAUCCAUGACCGAGAUAAGAUCAUCUCCAUGUCCUAUGGCAUCCUCACCCCCAUGAUGAACCCUCUCAUCUACAGCCUGCGGAACAAGGACAUGAAAGGGGCCUUCUGGAGGCUCCUGGGGAGGAAGGCUGGCUUCUAA
Molecule: messenger RNA, 933 nt
Organism: Suricata suricatta (meerkat)
Lineage: Eukaryota; Metazoa; Chordata; Mammalia; Carnivora; Herpestidae
Product: olfactory receptor 13H1-like
Exons: 1
Coding region: 1-933 (310 amino acids)
Biological process (GO): G protein-coupled receptor signaling pathway
Cellular component (GO): membrane
Molecular function (GO): olfactory receptor activity; G protein-coupled receptor activity
Source: RefSeq, a predicted model, not a curated record